Molecule: messenger RNA, 4329 nt
Organism: Candidozyma auris
Lineage: Eukaryota; Fungi; Ascomycota; Pichiomycetes; Serinales; Metschnikowiaceae
Gene: POL1
Product: DNA-directed DNA polymerase alpha catalytic subunit POL1
Exons: 1
Coding region: 1-4329 (1442 amino acids)
Biological process (GO): lagging strand elongation; leading strand elongation; mitotic DNA replication initiation
Cellular component (GO): alpha DNA polymerase:primase complex
Molecular function (GO): DNA replication origin binding; pyrimidine nucleotide binding; chromatin binding
Source: RefSeq, a predicted model, not a curated record
AUGCUGUCAAGAGCCGCCAAAAGAGACACGCUUAAGCGGCUCAGAGAGGCUCGUCGAACUGGCACGAUCACUUCGGCCACCGACGACUUCUACCAAGAUAUCUACGAUGAGGUCGAUGAGGACACUUACAGACAACACAAGAGAGAUCAGCUCAUGAAUGAUGAUUUCAUCGUGGACGAUAACGGCGAAGGCUACGUUGAUAACGGCGUUGACGAAUGGGAUGACUCAACCAGGCCUAACUACUACUCUGACGAAGAAGAGGACGAGGGCUCCAGCAAAAAGCGAAAGAAAAAGCAGCAGAAACCAGUGAAGGUGGCCAAGACGGCUCAGAUCAAUAACUUCUUUGCUCCUGCUGCUGCUACAGUGACGAAGAAAAGCGAGCCUUUGAAAAGCGCCGCCAUUGACGAUAUUCUAGAUGAUUUUGAGGCGAAGCCAAAAAAAAGUAAGGUGUUUUCCCCAUUUGGCGCGUCUACCUCCAAAGGUAAGAAAGCAAACGUCGCGUCUGCGUUCAGCUUUUCCACAUCGACUCGUGAAAAGAAGAGGAUCAAGAAGGAAGCUGACAUCGAUGCUUUCGAAGACACAACGCUAGAUUCUGCUGAGGAGUUUGACGCUGCGAAGGAAAGCACUCCAGAUACGCCUGUGGAGACUGGCGAGGAGAUGAUUGACGUGAAGUCAUCUAAUCUGGAAACACCAGUCAAGCAAGAGAAAGUCGAACCUGCGUCUGAAAGUGACAGUGAAGAUGAUGACAUAGUGGUGGCCAAAAGGCCCCGUGCCGCCGCUGCUCCCGCCAGAAACACAGGUGCCACCAUUUCCGCAGUCAAAGCAUCUGGACUUCUCUCGUCCUCUCCCUCUAGAGGGUAUUCCGCAAUCUCGCAUACAGAGAAGUUGGAUGAAGAGAACAUUUCUGAUGAUAAUUCAUUCAAGAUGUUUUGGUUAGACUAUGCUGAAGCUGACAGCUCCCUUCUUCUCUUCGGCAAGGUGCUCACAAAAGAUAACAAGCUAGUGUCUGGUGUGGUUCAAGUAAACGACCUAUGCAGAGAACUCUAUAUCUUGCCCAGAAAGUUCAGAGUCAUUGACGGAGAGGAGACAACCCAGCCUGUCUCGGCAAUGGAUGUCCACGAAGAGAUUGCACCCAUUCUUAUGGAGAACUACGGUCUCGAUAAGCUCAGGGCUAAGCCAGAGCACAUGAAAUAUGCAUUCGAACUUCCUGAUGUUCCCAAAGAAGCAGAAUACUUGAAAGUAUUGCUUCCAUACAAGACAAAUAAGCAUAGGCAUUUGGUGAUGCCCUCCGAGCUCGAGGGUGAGACCUUCAACAGAAUUUUUGGUACCAACACCAACAUCUUUGAAUCGUUUGUAAUGCAAAGAAACAUUAUGGGUCCAUGUUGGUUAGAAAUUAAGAAUGGUGAUUUCAGUGCUAUUCAAAAUGCAUCUCAUUGUCAAGUUGAGGCGGCUGUAUCCUCUCCUUCGUGCAUUUCCCCUAUUAUCAACUCGAACAUACCACCUCCAAACUUGACGAUAUCCACGAUAUCAGUUCAAACACUCAUGAACCCCAAGUUGAACAAGCAAGAGGUGGCUUGUGUUUCAUUAGCGACAUACAGGGAUAUGCCUCAAGAUGCUCCUAUUGAUGAAAACAUCGAGCCAGAUGAGCUUGUCACUUUGGUUCGCCCAAUCGGAGCUGUGGGUUUCCCUCCUGGAUUGCAGCAGCAAGCUCAGAAACAAAAAAUCACCCUUAGAGCCUUACCAAAUGAAGCAUCAAUGUUGGGUUGUUUGGCUGCACUUGUGAAAAAUGCGGAUCCUGAUGUCUUUAUUGGACACAGAUUGGAAAACAUCUCAAUGGAUGUUUUGAUUCACAGAAUGCAUGAUUUGCGUGUGGCAACGUGGUCUGCAAUGGGAAGAAGGAACAGGAAGUCUUGGCCUGACAAGUUUGGAAAAGGAAACGGUUUUAACAACAACUUACUCAUUCGUGAGAUUUUUCAAGGUCGUCUUUUGUGUGAUAUUGCCAACGAGUUGGGUCAAUCGUUGACCACCAAAUGUCAAUCUUGGGACUUACCGGAAAUGUACAGUGUUGUUUGUCAAAAACAGUACAAUGCUGUUGAGCUCAAUUUUCUGAAUCCUCGUUACGCGGAAGAUGCUGGAUUUUUAUUGAUGUCUCUUAAAGAGAAUAUCACGCAAGUGUUAAUCACAGGCAAAAUUGCGUUCGCCCUUCAGAUUUUGUCGCUUUCCAAACAAUUGACCAACUUGGCUGGUAAUGCUUGGUCGCACACCUUGAGUGGUACGAGAGCUGGUCGUAACGAAUAUAUUUUGUUGCAUGAGUUCAAAAGGAACAACUACAUUGUCCCUGACAAGGAAGACAAGUAUCACAAGAACACGAGUCAUCAGCAGGAGGCCAAACUCGAAGCUAAUGAAGAUGACGCAACAACCGUUACCCUGAACAAAAAACCAAAAUACCAGGGUGGUUUAGUUUUUGAGCCAGAGAAGGGUCUUCACAAAAAUUACAUUUUGGUCAUGGACUUCAACUCUUUGUACCCCAGUAUCAUUCAAGAGUUCAACAUUUGUUUCACGACCGUUGAGAGAACUGCCUAUAACAUUAGCCAUGACGAAGAGAGGGAUCUUCCUGAUAUUCCUGAACGUGAUUCCGACGCAGGUGUUUUGCCUCGGUUGUUGAAUGCGUUGGUCUCCAGACGUCGAGAGGUAAAAAAGCUCUUGAAGAACCCCAAGAAUACUCCACACGAGCGUGCUCAGUACGACAUCAAGCAGCAAGCACUCAAAUUGACUGCAAAUUCUAUGUAUGGCUGUUUGGGUUAUGUGAACUCUCGUUUCUAUGCUAAGCCCUUGGCCAUGUUGGUCACCAACAAGGGUAGAGAAAUCUUGAUGGACACAAGACAGUUGGCUGAGCUGAUUGGCUUGAGAGUCGUUUACGGUGAUACUGACUCCGUCAUGAUUGAUACCGGUGUCAAUACACUUCAGGAAGCCCUCAAGAUAGGUGACGAAUUCAAGGUUCAAGUCAAUGAGAGGUACAAGUUGUUGGAGAUUGAUACUGAUAACGUCUUCAAGAGAUUGUUAUUGCAUGCCAAGAAGAAGUAUGCUGCUAUGAACGCCACCAUUGACAGGAAGACGGGGAAGGAAAUUUCUUCUUUGGAAGUCAAAGGCCUUGACAUGAGACGUCGUGAGUACUGUCCAUUAUCGAAGGAGAUCUCUACAUUUGUGUUACAGAAGCUCUUGUCGGAUAUGGAUCCCGAGGAGGCACUCACUCAAGUCUACAACUACUUGGAAGAGAUGAAGGCCAAAAUUUCUAAUAAUGAGAUUAGCAUCGACAAGUAUCUGAUCAACACUCGACUUUCGAAAGAUCCUGCAAACUAUCCAAAUGGAAAAACAAUGCCUCCAGUUCAAGUUGCGUUACGUUUAAGAAAACUGGGCAAAGUGAUCAAGGCCGGCAGCGUCAUUACUUACGUUGUCACUGCCCCUCAGUCUGAUGAUGAUAGCUCCAAUCCUGCUGAGAGGUCAAGAGCUAUGCAAGAGGUUCUCGCCAAUAAGUCUGAAUUCAAACCAGACAGUGAAUAUUACUUGGAGAAGCAGAUAUACGCGCCGGUUGAGAGACUCGUUAAUCGUAUCGAUGGUAUCGAUUUGAUGCGUAUUGCCACAUCUCUAGGUAUUGACACCAAGAAGUAUAUCAUGAAGCUCAGAAAUAGCGAAGGUGCUGGUAGUGAGAUCGCUCCACUUGAGUCCAAGAUCACUGAUAUCGAAAGGUAUAGACAAUCAAGCUUCUUGGUACUCCGUUGCAGAUGUGGUGCAAACUUUAGGUUUGGUGGGCUUCAGCCAUCGAGGGACUACCUGAUCACCUUCAAUGGUAUAAAAUGCUCACAGUGUGAAUACGUUUUCCCAACGUUGAAGGUAACCUCUCAGCUUGAAAACUCUAUAAGGAAGCAUCUUGCUCUCUACUAUGCGGGCUGGGUGGUUUGCGAUGACUCUGCUUGCGGGAUCAAGACGAGGCAAAUCUCAGUGUAUGGAAAGAGGUGUAUCGGAAAUUCGGGAAAAGCGCAUGGAUGCAAAGGUGUCAUGAGAUACUAUUACAGUGACAAGGCCCUUUACAACCAGCUCUUGUACUUUGACUCUGUCUUCGAUGUGGAGAAGGCAAAGCAAAAGAAAUUAAGGCCCAUCAUAUACGAUACAGAUGUGGUGGCACCAGAGUUAAGCACGGGACAGUUGAAUGCCCUUGCUGAGCAAAACAGGGCAAUGUUUGAUCAUUGCAGAGAAGUUGUCAACAAAUAUUUGGCUGACUGUGGCCGUCGGUACGUGAACAUGCGCAGCAUCUUCGACUUCAUGGUUUAA